AUGGUGCCAAUGGAACUUUUAACUCCGCAUUUGUCCACAAUAAAAAUACCAACAUCCCAACAAUUAGUAUAUAAAGAUGAAUGUGUUCUUUCGUUCGACAACCCGGAGUCUGAAACAGGACUUUACGUUUCACUGACAUCUUUCCUUGGCUUUGGUCGUAAUUAUGUGGAUCAUUACUAUCAGAAGACGAAAAAUGCUGUGUUCCUACAUAUUACAAGAAGCAAAGCUCUAGCAGCUCACGAGGAUGCAGAGGAAACAGGCGAUGGACCUGAGAAGAAAAUUACUCGACUCGCGAUUGGUGUUGAAGGCGGCUUUGACCCCGAAUAUGGAAAACGGAAGUACAUAUACACAGACCACUAUAAUGUGGUGGUGUUACCUGACUACCACGUGUUCCCGUGGCCUAAUGAUGCAUUACCUGAAGUGGUCAAGAUGUCGGUUCAAGGAAUCAUAGAUGCGCAAUCUCCCUUUAAAAUAGCCGAAAUGGCUGCAUUGCAAGGCACUUGGGAUGGAGAGAAAAGAGAGGUUUCCGUACACUCAGUCAACCUCAAACAGCUAGACAACGGUGUGAAGAUACCACCGUCGGGUUGGAAGUGUGAAAAAUGUGACCUCACUACCAAUUUGUGGCUAAAUCUAACAGAUGGAUCUAUUCUGUGUGGCCGAAGAUUCUUUGAUGGUUCCGGCGGAAAUGACCACGCAGUGGAGCAUUACCGAAAGACCGGCUACCCUCUAGCGGUGAAAUUGGGAACUAUAACAAUAGAUGGCAAGGGAGAUGUGUUUUCAUACGCUGAAGACGAUAUGGUGGAAGACCCGUACUUGGCUGAUCAUUUGAAGCACUUCGGUAUUAAUGUACAACAAUUGCAGAAGACUGAGAAAUCAAUGGUGGAAUUGGAAUUAGAAUUGAACCAGAAAACCGGUGAAUGGAAUACGCUUCAAGAGAGUGGGAGUGAACUGCAACCUUUGAACGGGCCAGCUCUAACUGGAUUGAACAACCUGGGAAAUUCGUGUUAUAUCAACUGUGUGAUGCAGGUUUUAUUCCGGAUGCCAGAUUUCGUCCAACAUUUCGUAGAUGGCGUUGGGGAAAUUUUCUCAAAUCUCCCCGAAGAUCCAGUCAACGACUUCAAUGUACAGACGGCAAAAGUUGGCGUAGGCCUGAUAUCAGGUCGGUAUUCCUUUCCCGGUGAUGAUAGCGGGUUCCAGCCAGGAAUAUCACUCCAUAUGUUCCGACAGCUUAUUGGCAAAGGUCAUCCCGAGUUUAUGACCAAGAGGCAACAAGAUGCACAUGAGUUCUACCUACAUUUCCUUACUCUAUUGGAGCGCAACAGCAGGCACAAACCAAACCCCUCCGACUGUCUCAAGUUAGUUGUCGAGGAACGUAUACAAUGUACGGAGUCCCUCAACGUGAAGUACGUUCGAAGACCGGAACAUUAUUUGCCUUUGCCCGUUCCAGUCGCGGCGGCCACUAAUGCCACUCAAGUAAGAGAAUACGAGGCAAGACGGGUGGAGGCAGAAGCUAGCGGACAGAGAUUAGACCCAUCACAAACAGUCCGUCCGAACAUCCCGUUCAAGGCUUGCCUCGACAGCUUCAUGAGGGAAGAGUCCAUUGAUCAAUUCUUCAGUUCCGCUGUUAAUAAGAAGGUCACAGCUAAGAAGAUCACUCGUUUAGGGACAUUCCCAGACUUUUUGUGGAUUCAGCUGAAGAAAUUCACUAUCAAAGAAGACUGGACGCCCGCAAAGCUUGAUGUAGAAGUUGAUAUGCCGUGGGAGAUAGACCUAAAGAGUUUGCGAGGUCAUGGACCACAGCCCGAUGAGACGCUUUUACCGGAAUCAAGUCCAGACACUCCCGCGCCGGUCUACGAUGAAGCUUUGCUGGCACAGUUAUUGGACAUGGGCUUCCCAAUAGAGGCGUGUAAGAAGUCCCUCUACUUUACAAAUAACUCCGGCAUGGAGGCUGCGUCUAACUGGCUCAUGGAACAUAUGACUGACUGGGACUUUGCAAACAAGUUUGAGCCGCCCGGAUUUAAAUCAGACAAUGCGGUGACAGUGGACCCAGCGAGCGUGGAACAGAUAAUUGGCAUGGGCUUCACAGCAGCCCAAGCGGCCAAAGCUCUCCAGGCCACGGAAGGGGACGUUGGCAGAGCCCUGGACUGGAUCUUCAGCCGGGCAGAACAACUGGAUGUUGACGAAGAAAGUGUCCCGAAAGACAAUAAUUUCGGAUGCAGGGAUGGUGAAGCGAGGUACAAGCUGGUGGCGUUCAUAUCUCACAUGGGCACAUCGACAACGGUCGGCCAUUACGUAUGUCACAUAUUACGUCAAGACGCAUGGGUCAUAUAUAAUGACAAUAAGGUGGAGUUGUCUCUGAAUGCACCCAAAAAUCUUGGAUAUCUUUAUCUAUACCAGCGUAUUGAGCCUUAA
Molecule: messenger RNA, 2412 nt
Organism: Pieris macdunnoughi
Lineage: Eukaryota; Metazoa; Arthropoda; Insecta; Lepidoptera; Pieridae
Source: the annotation of a GenBank genome assembly